ACCUACACAAAUUUCUGUUUUUUGUGUUGCAGAUGAAGCACAUUUUUUGUAUUUUCAAAGCUACCAAACCCCCUGGAAGUCUACAAAACCACCGGCUACCCACAUAUAACAUCACCAUAUCUCCGACCUCUCAAAUGUCUUCGCCGGCGACGAUUCUCUGUUUCUUCAUUCUCCUCUUGAUCUCCGCCGCCAUCACCGUCGCCGAGAAGCCCACAGUAUACGAAGUCCUGAAACAAUACGAUUUUCCGGCAGGUCUCCUUCCAACCGGCGUAACAGACUACACUCUCAACAACUCCACCGGAGAGUUCGAGGUUAUGUUAGGUGAGACAUGCAGUUUCUCAGUGGACGGCUACGAUCUGAAAUACAAAUCGACGAUCAGUGGAGUGAUCAGUAAAGACAAGCUGAGAAAGUUGAAGGGGGUAAGUGUAAAACUAUUGUUUAUUUGGGUGGAUAUUGUGGAGGUUUCACGCGACGAAGAUGAGCUGGAUUUUUCCGUCGGAAUAUUAUCGGCGGGAUUCGAUAUCGAGGGUUUCGAGGAAUCGCCGGAGUGCGGAUGUGGGUUUGAUUGCAAUGGUUUAGAAAUUGAAGGGGAGAAGAAGAGUGAGGUGGAUGAUUUGUUCACCUAUUAAUCUUUUACAUAAUCAUGUAUGGUAUCGGUGUGGUGUUGUGUUUAGUAAUAAAUA
Messenger RNA from Cynara cardunculus var. scolymus (artichoke), 683 nucleotides. RefSeq lists its product as uncharacterized. NCBI's taxonomy places the organism in Eukaryota, Viridiplantae, Streptophyta, Magnoliopsida, Asterales, Asteraceae. The transcript has a single exon. Bases 33 to 629 code for a protein of 198 amino acids. The record is from RefSeq and is a predicted model, not a curated record.